AUGAUCCAAACUAUCAUAUUCGUUGCUGUGACUGUGUUCAUCAAGGCCGCUGCUGAAGUAAGACAAGGUUGUCCCGCUGGACAAACGUGGUUGGCAACUGGUUGCAGAGACCACAGUCAAUGCUCCACGUAUGCGACUAAGCCUUAUUAUUGUUACAAAGCACCAUCCAAUUCUGGUGAAUGUUGUCAGAUUACGUCACCAGUAUGCGGAAAUGGUGGCACUGUAGUGAAGGCGCCGUGGGGCUGUAGUUUUUCGCUAGAUUGCACUGCUUAUACAGACCAGCCGGUCACAUGCGACAAUGGACUGUGCUGCACAGUAUCACCACCCGCUGAUUGUGAUUACGGUGGCACAUUUACGGGACACUUUUGCAACUCACCGUACGAUUGCAGACGAGAUGAAACAAAGUUUAUCACCUGCUUGAGUGGCAGAUGCUGCACGAUACCACCAAAUUGUCCAUACAAUCGCGCACCUAUUGCUGUUGGAUGUGCGAACACAGGUGCUUGUCUUGGUUUGGCACAUGGAAUUCCACAACAGUGCCCAAAUGGAAGCGAUUCGAUCGCAAUGGAAUGCCAGAAUGUCUUUCAGUGUUUGCAGUUUUCGAUGGCUGUAAUGUGGCUUGUACCAGUGCGUUGUGCUGCGUUAUGCGAUGAAAUUCUCAUCGUGUUCAUCUGCAAUGCCGAAAUUGCUUAUGCUAAUUAA
Anisakis simplex (herring worm) is the source of this 699-nucleotide messenger RNA. Lineage: Eukaryota; Metazoa; Nematoda; Chromadorea; Rhabditida; Anisakidae. The record is from the annotation of a GenBank genome assembly.